GCUAAAGAGGCAUCUGCUGAAUAUUCAGGCCACAGUGUGAGCAGCAGGGUCUCGUUACAUAUAUGAGAAGGUUUUAAGUUGGUAGGCAUGUGCUUUGAGCAUCCAAAAAUGAGCAAAGAUGAGAAGAUCUGAUAAAAAAAAUCUUUAACUCUAGUGCAACACUGGAAUGUUAGCAGUAGAAGAAAGCAUGAUGUCAUGAGAGAAUUUGUAAAAAGAGAGACAAAAAGUAGGGGAAGUGUGGCCGAAGCCUCGGCCUCUUCCUGCUUGAUGAUUAGCACAGGAAGUUGAGGUAGAAACAGAGGGGCGGGCUGACACAGAGAAACAUAUUUUCCCAUUGCCUUUCAGUUUUUCCUUAUUCAGUCCUGCUCAACAGGAGGAAGGAAAAGGGGGGCAGAGAGGAGGCGGAGUUUUCGAUGGAGCUGAGACAGAGAGACAGAGUGAGAGAGAGCAGUCGGACACUCAAUCUGUGGAAAUAUGAUGGAAGCCAGCGUUGUUUGUAAAGACACAGGACACACAAGCCCUCUGACAGGAGCACUUGACACUCCAGCCGUCCCCUCUAUUGCUUCUACCCCUCCAUCUUCUCCCCUCUCUCCACCUUCCCUGCCCUCUUCCCUCCCUCCGGCCCGGCCAUGUCGACCCAAACCGCCACCUCCUGCGGUGAAGUCCCCCCAUGUCCCCUCCUGUCCUCCUUUACCUCCAUCCACUCCUCCAUCCCUGCCUCCUCCUCUUCCUCCUGUCUCCAAACCACCUCUGCCUAACCCAUCCAAUCCUCCCUCUGUUCCUCCUCCUCUCUCUUCCAACCCUACUCCCCCGUCUCUCCCUCUUCCUCUUUCCCCUACUCCAGUCUCUCCUUCUACCCCGCUUUCUCUCCAGCCAAUGGCCUCUUCUGAUCUUACUUCCCCUUUUACUCCUCCUCCAUUAUCCCCAACAACAUCAUCACCCUCAGUCAUCACACCUUCCUUUUCAAUUCCUGCACUGCUGAGUCCUAUAGAUCGGCUGGUUGGAAGCGCCUCAGUAUGGCAGCCCAAAGGAUUCAGCCAAGACCGAACCACAAGUAUACUGGAGAAAGAGCCGGCUGGGGCUUUCCUCAUUCACAGCAAAGAGGACAAUAGCAUGACACUGUCAGUACGUCUGCCUGAUGAACAGGGUGCAAGGCUUGUAAACAACCUGAUGAUCAAGCAAUACAAGACAUUUGUCCACUUAGAUGGUUCUUGUCUGGUUUUUGAUGACAUUUUCAAACUGGUCUCCUUCUACUGCACCAGCAGGGACAUCCUGGAUAUCCCUCUGAGGUUACCCCAGGCCAUUACCACGUCAGCUACGAGAGAGGAGCUAGAGGUCAUCUCUGCUAUGGGUGCAGAUUUUUGGAUGUCUAAUCUGAACCAGCAGACAACGAACCAGGACAUGCACUUGGAUCAGAACCACAGCAGACUUUACUUAUAUGUCAACCCAGUAACCGUGGAGGAGAGUCCCAACAAAGACCUGAAUCAGCCCUCUUCCUCUAAGCUUGAUAUGAUCACCAAUCAAAACACCACCUCGUCCCUGGAGAAUGGAGAAGCGCCACAGAAAGUCAGCCCAGAGGUCAAAGGUCUGACUAAAGCCACAUAUAACCAAGAAAUAAAAUACAAGCGCCCUCCACCCCGACCCCCCAGCCUGAGCUCAGGGUCUGGGAUGGGCCUCCUCUUCUCCUCUCCUCCAUCACCUCACACUUCAUCUUCUGUAAACACAGCAGCUAACAGAAAAGAGGAAGGAAGGGGAGGAGUAGGCGAGAGAGAAGAGAGGAAGUCAAUGUCAACAUCACCUCCUCCGUCGAGGCCUCCUGUCCCCCUGCAGAGCCGAGCCGCUCCCCCUCUGCCUCCUGCUCCUCUCUGUCGCACCUCCUCCAGGAAAAGCACUGACCGAGAUGUAGGAGAAGGGAGGGAGAGAGAGAAGGGACAAACUCCUGCAAAGAGAAGUGAGAGAGAGAGGGGAGGAGAGAGAGGAGAGGAUAAAACAGGAAGUAAUUCGGGUCUCCUGGGUGAGGCGGCUGACCAAGAGAACAGCAGCCAACUUCAAGAGGAGGAGGUAAAAAAGGACAGAGAAGAGACAGUCAAAGAGAAUGAAAAGCAGGAAAAAGAGAUAAAAAUGGAUAAAGAGGAUAUCAAACAAAAACCCAGCUCCCAGUGUCCACCAUUAGUGAAGAAACCGUCCCGUCCAGUGCCUCCGCCGAGAAGGAAACCAUGUUCCCCAGACUCAGCUGUGUGCCCCAACCAGGCUGGGGGAGUCAGUCAGAGUGCUGGGGUGAGAGUGCCCCCCCAAUCACCGGCACGGCGGCCAGAUGUGUCACUGUAUUCACCACAGGGGGGAGCUGUGAUAGGAACCGACCCCGACUCAUGCUCUACCAGCAGCACAGAAGAAGAAGGAGAGCUGAACCAAGAACAGGAGCAAAACCACAAUCGCCUUGCAGAGAGCCGCAGCCCCAAGGUAGCAGUAAGGAGAACCCCCACCACCGUUAUGUUGGACCGAGCCCGCUAUCGCCUGUCCACAGUCCUCACCGGCCUCAUCAGCCAUGACCGUCGUCUCACGCAGCGCAUUGUAGAGCUAGCCAGGGACCCCCUGAGCUACUUUGGUAACCUGGUAAAAGAGCACCGUGCGUUCACCUUGGAGACCAUGUCGAAUCACUCCUCCUCCACUGAGCUGUUACAGGAGAUCAGGCAGAUGAUGACUCAACUGAAGAGUUAUCUCCUGCAGAGUACAGAGCUACAAAGCAUGCUGGAGCAACAGCAUCAAUAUGCGCAAGACAAACUGGAGAGCAUAGUAGAAGCUGCUCUGUGUAAGAGUGUACUGAAGCCACUGAGGGAGCCAAUUUACCAGAGUCUGGAGAAACUGCACACCAGCAACAGCAGCCUGAAACAACUGGCGCAGAACCAGUCUGUUGUCCUGGGCAGCACCACCACAGCACUAGGUAUAACCACUGCUGUCCCUGAGGCAUCUGCUAUGGAGAAGAUCAGCAUCAAACUGAACAACCUCCACCUGGAGUAUUCACCACAGAAAAAGAUCGAGCUGUUGCUAAAGGCCUGCAAGAUCAUCUACGACUCCAUGUCUGUCAGCAGUCCAGGGCGGGUCCAUGGUGCUGAUGACUUCCUGCCUGUAAUGAUGUACGUCCUUGCUAGAUCUAAUCUGUCCAACCUGCAGCUGGAUGUUGAAUACAUGAUGGAGUUGAUGGACCCGUCCUUAGCACUAGGAGAAGGGUCCUAUUAUCUGACCACCACCUACGGAGCUGUGGAGCACAUUAAGAAUUUUGACCAGCAGAGGUCAGCAACACGGCAGCUCAGCAGAGAAGUUCAGGACUCUAUCCACCGCUGGGAGAGGCGGCGCACGCUCAACCAGGAGCGUAUGGCCCAAGGAUCUGUUCGGGACUUCCUCACAGUGUGUUGUCCUGAGAUUGGGACCAACCCCAAAACUCUUGGUGUCCUUCCCACAACGACAAUCCAGCAGCUUACUGAACAGUGUGCUGCACGCUUUGAACACGACUCCUACAUGCUCAGUGUGUACAGAGACGGUGUUCACCGGCCCCUGGCCCCUACAGAGCUGGCUGUCAGUGUUAAGAACAGUUGUCUGCCUGGAGACUACUGCUUUGUCUAUCACCCCAUUGACCAACCCAACAACCAGAGGGUCCGCAACUGCCCCACUGACCCGCCCCCAUCUCCACCCACAGAAAGCUUUUUCCCUGCUGAGAUAGAAGCUGUUGAUACUGUGGAGUCAGAGACAGAAGAGGACAGCUUGAUUAGCUUGUAACUCCUUGAGCAUCACAUCGGCUGUGACCGUAUUGCUAAUGUAACUACAUCAUUGUGACAACUGCAUCAACAAAGUACUGAUUCAUAAAGAUGAGAGGAACAAAAUUAAGGAAAGUCUUUAAAUCUCAGGUCUCUUUGGAAAUAUUGAUCUAAUUAAAAUUGUUGUGGAUUAGUGCAUGCAUGACAUGACAAACUAUUGCAUGUGAUGAAAUGUGUUAUAUGACUCCCUUGUUUUAGAUUAGUUGUAUUUCAGUUUAAGUCUCUGACUGGUCUAAUGCCACCAAAGGGAGCAGUGACCAACGAAAACAAGACAGAUUUAAAGACAGAUUUUGUGUUCCAACAUGGGGUCUGGAACCCCAGGGACUGCAGGAGGAUGUGGUUUUAUGAAAUGUAAAAAUACAUGUAAUUCUAACAUGCACAUAUAUGAUCAUGUUUAUACUGUUUAUACUGAUACUUCAUGUUACUCUUUCUGAUGUUCAAGAUGUCUGCUUCAAACUGGUAGACUGUUAGGUUACAGAUUGUUUCAUUCAGGACUAUACAAACAGGAUUUAACUGAAAUUUGGAUAUAAAGGUCCUAAGCAGUUAGAUCACUAUUACUUUGUGGAAAAAAAAACAGCUGCUAUAAAAAAUGUUUAAUGAGGUAGGAAGUCAUUUGCAGCAUUUUAUAAAGAUCACAGGUAUGGUAGCAGCUUUAUGGACCAAAGCUUUUUAAUCUCUCAUAAGCAUCAAGGGGUUUCAUCCUACAUUUGUCUUCUGUAUAUUAAUACUAUUGAUAUAUUGAUUGUAUUGUAAAUAAACUGGCUUUUACAAUUUGCUAA
Molecule: messenger RNA, 4591 nt
Organism: Scatophagus argus
Lineage: Eukaryota; Metazoa; Chordata; Actinopteri; Scatophagidae
Gene: rin3
Product: Ras and Rab interactor 3
Exons: 14
Coding region: 475-3774 (1099 amino acids)
Biological process (GO): vesicle-mediated transport
Cellular component (GO): endocytic vesicle; cytosol
Molecular function (GO): small GTPase binding; guanyl-nucleotide exchange factor activity
Source: RefSeq, a predicted model, not a curated record